Messenger RNA from Aspergillus pseudonomiae, 3955 nucleotides. Its product is annotated as patatin-like phospholipase family protein. The coding region runs from base 345 to 3284 and encodes 979 amino acids. The transcript is spliced from 7 exons. Gene Ontology annotation, cellular component: membrane. Gene Ontology annotation, biological process: arachidonate metabolic process. NCBI's taxonomy places the organism in Eukaryota, Fungi, Ascomycota, Eurotiomycetes, Eurotiales, Aspergillaceae. The record is from RefSeq and is a predicted model, not a curated record.
CUUUGAGCACCGCCGAGAUCUUUUUGGACCCCGUUCAAAUGUGACACGGAUCCGACAGCCGGAGCUAAAAACCCUGAUCAUCCCGACGGGUAACCAAAAACAUCUGACAUCCCAAAAUUUGCUGAAUAGAAAGUACUCAUUUCUCCUAUAUUUUUUUGUGGUGCGUUCAUCUGGCAUAAAAUGUAUAUACCGAUGCGCGAAACUGGCUUCAUCCUAGGAAACAAACCGAAUAGCGAUAGUGACCAUGGUGAAAAAGCGCUCUAAGCGCCUGGGACAUUGCGACCGGUACGGCCGUCAAGAAGUCCCAUAUCGACAACUCUUUGAUCAGUCGCGCAUCUUGCUCAAUGCGCUCCAAACGCCAACAGUCUUGGUUCCAAUUCGUUACAGAGGAAGUGGGGGCAUCGCUGAUCUAUGAUCCGAACUGCCUACCACAGUUGAUAAACUCGACCGACGCACCACACCGGCGCCAUCCAGCCUUGGUCUCGUUUCUGGGCCGGGGCAAGAAAGACAGAGCGUUGCGUUCCCUGUUUGCGGACAACCUACCAAACAGCACCUCAGCCUUCGGCUUCAGGCUACGCGUGGACCAUCGCACACUAUACUCUGGACGCCCGAUUCUCUUUACGGAUGGUGACCCCAACCAAUCCCCGCAGCCACCAGACGUCGGUGGCCUGGCGGGCGUUGAAAAGAUUCCUAUUGCCUGGGCAUCUAGCAGUGGCGCACAGAUAGUCGACACCAUGGUGACAAGAUUUCUGCUACCAGCAUCCCAUGUAGUUUGCAUCUUUGCUGAAGAUAUCGGCGGGUUGGCGGGGGUGCAGGCCCUCCUACGGCGCUGGAUCGCUAUCGGGCCACAGGCGACGCAGCCAGCACUCCGUCCACGCCUUCUCGUGGUAGUCGAGACGAAAGAAGUCAUCAGCUGGGAUGAGUCCCUUGGGGAUCCCCACCUCGCUGGCGUUCUCGCCCCGCCACCCGACGCACCCGAAGUUUUUGCUGGAAUUCAUAUGUUGCAUGUGUCACCAGCCUCCGUGCUCUCGGAUGAGGCCCGGUACCGGCCACUGAAAGAAGAACUGUUCAAAGCGCUGGAUGUAAUGGAGCGGGAUCGGAGGGAGUGUGGGCUACAUUUUUCAGCUGCCCAUCUACCAGGGCUCCUGGAGAAAGCGAUCCGACACACCGCGCAGGCUCAUGACAGGACAUUCAAUCUCAUUAGGACCGGCCGACCUCCGCCUCGUCUCCUGGAGUGGACGUUUCACAUCGGCCACUUUCUGCGCCAAGGAAACAAGGUGCCAGUGGAGGCUCAAGACAUCAUCAUAUCGUCCAGCUUGAUCUUGGAUGCCUUUCCGCCAAACAUGCAUGAGUUCCAUCCAAUUGAUCUGUUCCGAGAGCUCUACCGGCAGCCGUGCCUCGAUGCGCUUAAGUCAGUGGUUGGCGACGAAGCUGCCGUGCAUCGAGUGCAAUCCCUGGAGUCGCUGGUCGUCGAUAGUUAUAUUGACAUGAUUAAUCGGGGCACGUCGGCCCUAGGCCUUCAUCAAGGCCAGCAGAAGCAACAUCGCUUACUCUUCCAGAACCUUUUCAGUAAUCAAACAUGUCUAGGUUGUCUGCUCUCUAGCCCACAGCAUUCUCUCGCCUGUGGUCAUGCCCUCUGCGACGCGUGUGUCGAAAGGUAUGGUCAACCUCCACCGCGGGCAGAAUCCACCUAUAUUCUUGAGGCUUGCCCGCUCUGCCGACAGCCCUGCCUGACUUCAAUAGUCCUUUUGCCACGGACUGCGGCGGUAAGAGCCCUCACUGUCGACGGCGGCGGGAUCCGUGGGAUCGUUUCCCUUCAGAUUCUGCUGAUUCUUCAAAAUUUACUGGGCCCGCAUUGUCCACUGCCCGACCUAAUCGACGUCGCAUUUGGAACCAGUGCAGGUGGCUACAUUGUGUUAGAUAUUUUUGCCAUGCGAAAGAGUGUUCUUCAUUGCUUUGAGGCUUUCCAACGUCUUCUAUUUGGCUUCUUCAGUAGCCAGCAGCAUGGCUGUCGAUUUCUUUCAUGGCCACGUCAGAUCAUACGCGGUGUCACCAACCGUGGGUUGUAUGAUACAAACCAGGUUGAAUCGCUUCUGCGAACGCACUACAGUUGCACAAGGCGACUUUUUGGGCCAGAUGUACCAACGAGCACCAAAAUCGCGGUCACCACCACCACCCAGCAUGGCCCAGUGAUAUUGACCAAUUACAAACCCGCUGUCCACAGGCCGGAAACUGCGGGCUAUCGUGAAUUCAUCGCGCAUACUCCGAACGAGGAGCCGCUUCUUUGGCAAUGUGCCCGCGCUACAUCGGCUGUUCCCGGCCUCUUUCGGCCGUUUGCCCUGGCGGCGCUCGGUGACUGCUGGGAUGGUGGCCUGAGGCACAACAUGCCCGCAGAACUUUUCCAGGUCGAGUUGCAACACCUGUGGCCCUGGCGGCCACCUCUAGGCUGUCUCCUGUCGAUCGGAACGGGCGUAAGAGAUCGCGACCGCCUGGAACGGUCUACUACUACCCCACUCUCUGGCACUGCCCCUCACGAGCACUUUCUUCGGCCGAUGUUAUCCAGCUUCAUGGACAGCAUGGACGGCGCGGCCGCUUGGCUGCGCUUCUGGAAUCAGGCCGAUCGCUCAGUGCGAGACGCAUCCACCCGGCUCGACGUGUUGCUUACAGGUACUGAGCCCCUCUUGAAUGCUGCUCACCGAAUGGACGACCUCAUCCAGCAGACUAUCAAGCAGGGAGUGGGGGACCAUGGCCGCCAAAGCCUCAUACGUCUCCUUGCUCAAAGCUUGUUUUUCGAACUUACAUCUGCCCCACAUAUUGAGAAUGAUGGAGCAUCAUAUAAAUGUACAGGUUCAAUCCGAUGUCGUGUUUCUGGUCAAACAUUUCUUGGUGCUCUCCGGCGCUUGGAUACCUCGCGAAAGGAGUAUGUUCUUGGAAGCCGGCCCUUGGGCAUGAGUGUGACUGAAGGCUCGAUUUGCCCAGGGUGUAGCCGCUACUGCGUACCCGUGCGCUUUUCAGUUUCGAAUAUGGAUGACAAGAUCGCACUCUCGAUUCGACUGGCAGACGGACAGCGGUACUCCAUUGGGGGUUUUCCCCACCCAGUGCGGUGGUUUAUGCACCGCCAGGGACUCACCCCCAUGUAUGGCUUUGCCGGCGACGGUGUCAAUACUCGAGAUGAUUGUCAGACUUGCACCAAACGGAUCCUUCGGCGCGAAGGUCUCCGGAUUACACAGCUGCAGGCUCGCAGAAAGUUGCGUAUUGCUCAUGCAAUCCAACACGCUACCUAAUAAGCCCCUAUUAGUAUGAUGCCCGAUCUGUUAAAGGUAACAGAUCUUCCCCUUCCUUGAGUAGACAGCUACUUUAUGUUUUUCCCCUCGACUUUUCUUAUCAUUCAUUUAUGAUGAGACCAUUGGUGCUACGUCACUUCAUUCAACAGCUAAGAGUUAAAACUUCCGUUAUAGGAGGAUGAAAUUGAUUGUAUACUUACUGGUUUUGUCUCUGAACUUAAGAUUUCCUAUAGAUUUCAAAAGAUCAUUACAAUUCUCUUAGGGUUACACAUAAUUGGCAAUCCCCCCCUCCCCCAAGGAACAGCAGAACAAUCCCUGGGCAGAGGAUGCUUCAAGGCUGGUAUGUAACUCAAACAAAUAGUAGUAAUAAUAACAGUCUUGUCGUUGCAUAUGGACCCCAUCAAGAGCGGUACACAACUUGAACCAAAAUAUAUUACUCCAUAUACAAUUGCAGUCAAUGUAUUCAAGAACUAGAAUAUAGAAUGCUGUGGAUUCAUGCACCCGGUUCGGGUAUUCCCGGUCGGUAUAAAUUAUUAUCUCGGACCUACAUUUGUUACUACUAGUUCGGCCUAUCUAUAGAUACAUACUCUAUCACUGCUUGAAUAGCAACCUAGCCACCUGGCUAACCCGUUUAUCCUACCUAUUAUAUAUAGACAAACCGGCCACUGAAC